Messenger RNA from Hyaloscypha bicolor E, 1812 nucleotides. RefSeq names its product glycosyltransferase family 57 protein. The record is from RefSeq and is a predicted model, not a curated record. The coding region runs from base 1 to 1812 and encodes 603 amino acids. Gene Ontology annotation, molecular function: dolichyl pyrophosphate Man9GlcNAc2 alpha-1,3-glucosyltransferase activity. Gene Ontology annotation, biological process: protein N-linked glycosylation. Lineage: Eukaryota; Fungi; Ascomycota; Leotiomycetes; Helotiales; Hyaloscyphaceae. Gene Ontology annotation, cellular component: endoplasmic reticulum membrane. The transcript has 2 exons.
AUGGCAGGACCUUCCCCUCACAAACCUCGGCGGAAGGUCAAGAAGACGAGUAAUGGCAGCGAGGUCUCCUCCGUCGCGCCGGCCACAGCCAGCCGCACAGGCUCGAGUCGACCAGCAUACCCACUCGCAGCUUUCCUCUGGCCAGCGCGCAGCUCGGUGUCGCAAUGGGAGAUCCUGCCAAUGAUAUUAAUGGCGGUGGGCUUGUUCAGAUGGGCAGCUGGCCUCUGGGGAUAUUCAGGAUUUCAGAACCCACCUAUGCACGGCGACUACGAAGCACAGCGACAUUGGAUGGAGAUUACGACUCAAUUGCCUAUCUCCCAAUGGUACUUCCACGACCUCGAGUGGUGGGGACUGGACUAUCCGCCUUUGACCGCAUACCAUAGCUGGGUUCUGGGCAAGGUUGGGGGAUUCAUCGAUCCAUCAUGGUUCGCUCUGUUGACUUCGAGAGGGCUUGAAGAUCCUAUAUUGAAGGUCUUCAUGCGGGCUACGGUUAUCGUCUCCGAAUACCUCGUCUACAUACCAGCUGCGGUGAUCUUCGUCCGGCGGCUCACGAAGCUACAAGGUAUCAGUUCGUGGAACGCGUCAAUUGCCCUCACAGCAAUCCUGAUGCAGCCAGGCACGAUUCUGAUCGACCAUGUACACUUCCAAUACAAUACGGUGAUGCUUGGAUUAGUGCUGGCUAGCAUGUCCAGUGUACUAGCUGGGAGGUUCAUGUGGAGCUGUAUCUUUUUUGUCUUGGCACUUGGCUUCAAACAGAUGGCACUCUAUUACGCACCCGCAAUGUUCGCAUACCUCCUCGGAGUCUGCCUUUUUCCCAGAAUCAAUAUCCCGCGGUUCUUGGGGAUUGCAGUUGUCACAGUAGCAGCAUUCGCCUUACUGCUACUCCCCCUUGUCCUUGGCGCUCUCUAUGAUGCUCACCGUGGCAUUGAUGCGAGACCGGACCUCCAUGGACGGUUUGCUCCAUUGCCCAUAUUCUCCGAGUACUCAUACCUCAUUAACUUCAAAGCUUGGUAUUAUCCUAUCGUUCAACAACUGGCCCAGAUGAUCCACCGAGUCUUCCCUUUUGCCAGAGGACUUUUCGAGGACAAGGUUGCUAAUUUCUGGUGUGCUUUGAACGUCGUCAUCAAGCUUCGGAAGUACCCGUCGGAACUUCUCCAGCGGGCUUCUUUGUUAGCUACACUUGUCGCCAUCACUCCGCCCUGCUUUGUUAUCUUUGUCAAACCUCGGAAGGAAUUGUUGCCGGUGGCCUUGUCAGCAACGGCAUGGGCUUUCUUCCUGUUCAGCUUUCAGGUCCACGAGAAGAGUGUCCUACUUCCCUUGAUGCCCAUGACAGUUCUCCUGGCUGGAAAACAUGGCCUAAGUAAGAAUGUUCGGGCCUGGGUCGGCUUCGCCAACUUGCUCGGGGUUUGGACGAUGUUCCCUUUGCUUGAGAGGGUCGACUUGCGCAUACCGUAUAUCAUUUUGUCUUUGCUAUGGGCCUACCUUUUGGGUCUUCCGCCGACAGCUUUGGCCGUUUAUAGCCAGGAUGGCCAGCCGACUUGGGUCGGUUUUGCAACGACUACCAUCCACUCCAUCUUCUACUUGGCAAUGGCAGCAUGGCAUGUCGCUGAAGGGUUUCUCUCCCCACCGCAAAGCAAGCCAGAUCUUUGGGUCGUUAUCAAUGUCGGAAUUGGCGCAGUGGGAUUUGGGAUCUGCUACCUGUGGUGCUUGUGGAGCCUAGUGAUGGAAAGUGGAAUUGUGGACAUCUCGAAGGCGGAAAGGAAGAAAGUGAAGGCUCAGGGAGUCUCUAUAGGUCGCGAUAUCUCCAAUUAA